AAGACCGCUAGGUGGCAGCGUUUCAAAUCUUUACUGAAACAAAUGCAGAAGGUUAGCAGUUUGUCGCAGAGUGGGAGUCAAACUUCAAAAAUCCCUGGUGCCUCUCAGCCCACCAUCUCUGAUAAAACCAGACAUUCCUGCGACCAUCAACUCACCGCUGCAGCCCCCCAAAAGGAAAUACAAAAUUAAAGGGUCCAAAAUCAACACCAUGACUGCGGAGGAGAUUAUAAACAUCAAAGAAGUGGAGAUAAUAAAGCUGAUUUUGGACUUUCUCAACUCCAGGAAGCUUCACAUAAGCAUGCUGGCUUUAGAAAAGGAGAGUGGGAUAAUCAAUGGGCUUUAUUCAGAUGAUAUGCUCUUUCUGAGGCAACUUAUAUUAGAUGGCCAAUGGGAAGAAGUUCUGCAGUUCAUACAGCCUUUAGAAUGCCUGGAUAAAUUUGACCGGAAAAGAUUUCGAUAUAUCAUCUUAAAACAGAAGUUUCUGGAAGCUCUUUGUGUAAACAAUGCCAUAUCGGCAUCAGAUCACCCUGAGAAUCUGGAGCUUACCAUGCAGGAUGCGGUAAAGUCCCUCCAUGCCUUAGAAGAGUUCUGCUCAACCAAAGAAGACUACAGCAAACUUUGCCUGCUGCUCACCCUCCCUCGCCUCAACAACCAUGCCGAAUUCAAAGACUGGAACCCCAGCACGGCCCGCGUCCACUGCUUCGAGGAAGCCUGCUCCAUGGUGGCCGAGUUUAUCCCUGCAGACCGCAAACUAAGCGAAGCCGGUUUCAAAGCCAGCGGGGAUCGUCUUUUCCAACUCCUCAUUAAAGGAAUACUGUACGAGUGCUGCGUUGAGUAUUGUCAAAGCAAAGCGACCGGAGAAGAGAUCAGCGAAGAGGAAGUCCUCCUAGCUGUCGAUGUUCUGUGCGGUAACGGUUGUGAAGAACUAGACCUCAGUUUGCUCUCGUGGCUGCAGAACCUCUCGUCGUCCGCCUUCGCUUGUGCUUUCGAACAGAAGACACUGAACAUCCACGUGGACCGUCUCGUCAAACCAGCCCGGACGGGUCACCCGGACCUUCUCACACCUCUCCUUACAAAACUCUCACCUUGCCCAGCUUCGCCCCUGCGGCGACCCCAGUCGGCAGAUACGUAUAUGUCCCGUUCUCUCAUUCCUGCUUUGGACGGCCUGUCGCACGGCCUGGCAGGAAGGGAAAAGAAAAACACAGAUGGUGACGGAAGAAGGCAGAUGUCGCAGUCUUUUGCUAACUUUGGAUAUCCAUCUGGAGGGAACGCGAGCAAGAGUGCGCUGGAGACCAGCGUCUUUAGUGAAUCCCCAGACAGAGCACCAGCUCAAGCUGAGAGGAUAAAAGGAUCAGAAGAAACUAACUCGCAGCGUCCUCCACUGACACCCGGGAGAGAUGGUGGCUCCACCGGGUCAGGUGAAAAUUCUGAUGAGCAGCUCCAGGAGUUCCAGCGUCAGCGGUUACGUGUGCAGCAGCAUCUGGAGCAGAAACAACAGCAGAGGGAGCUGUAUCAUCAGAUGCUGCUGGAGGGUGGAGUUCAUCCUCCAGAUCAACCCACAGAUGCGGCCCGCCACAACCUCACCCAGAAGUUCCUAAACAGGUCCAUUCAGAAACUGGAGGAACUCAAUGUGGGCAUGGAAGAUUUGGGAGAAGACGUCCAGGCUUUGGCUCAGGAAUGUAAUGGUGAGACGGCGGGUGGGAAACAGACCCCUGAAACUGGUUUAGGUGGGAUCAAAGCUUCGGUGGCCAGCAGCACCCCUCAUAAGGGAGGAGGUCGGGGGGUGCCAUCGCUGGACGAGUCUCCUGUACUGGUCAACCAGAGCAUGUUUCAGGAUGAGAAACCCAAACCCCCAUUCGUCGCAGUGCAGACGCUGGAGGACACACAAGCUGUACGGGCUGUUGCUUUCCACCCCUCCGGGACCCUUUAUGCUGUGGGCUCGAACUCGAAAACCCUAUGUGUCUGCACCUACCCACAGUCCCUCAAAGCUAGUGCUCAAGGUCCAGCAAAUCAACCGGACAUCUGUUUCAAACGUAUUAAACACCAUAAAGGCUCCAUCUACUGCGUUGCCUGGAGUCCCUGCGGACAGCUGCUUGCUACAGGGUCCAAUGACAAGUACGUCAAAGUGCUGCCCUUUAACCCAGAAACCUGCAAUGCCACAGGGCCGGAUCUAGAGUUUAGCAUGCAUGAUGGUACCAUCAGAGACCUGGCGUUUAUGGAGGGCCCUGAAAGCGGUGGAGCCAUCCUCAUCAGUGCAGGAGCUGGAGACUGCAACAUCUACACCACUGACUGCCAUAGAGGACAAGGCCUACAUGCUCUCAGCGGACACACAGGCCACAUACUGUCCCUGUACACGUGGGGGGGAUGGAUGAUCGCCUCCGGCUCUCAGGAUAAGACAGUGAGGUUCUGGGAUCUGCGUGUGCCCAGCUGUGUGAAAGUUGUGGGGACGGCUCUGCAUGGAACAGGAAGUGCAGUGGCCUCGGUUGCAGUGGAUCCUAGCGGUCGGCUAAUGGCCACCGGAUUGGAGGACUGUCGUUGCAUGCUCUAUGACAUCAGAGGUGGCCGAACGGUUCAAGCAUACCGUCCGCACACCAGUGACGUCCGUUCUGUUCGCUUUAGUCCCGGUGCACACUAUUUGCUCACGGGUUCUUAUGAUAACAAAGUCAUGAUCACUGAUCUUCAAGGGGAUCUUACCAAAACCCUUCCUGUAACGGUUGUUGCUGAACAUGCCGAUAAAGUGAUCCAAUGUCGAUGGCACACCAGGGAUCUCUCCUUCCUCUCCUCUUCAGCUGAUAAGACGGUCACAUUAUGGGCAUAUCAACCUUAAUCUACAACCUUCUGCUGAAAGAAAUAGCACAGAAACAUUGAAUUAUGAAUGAUUAUAAAUAAGUCGGAGUAUGUUUAUAUUUUUUUGUAACUUCCUCUAGUGUACUCACAUUCCUGUAAAAUGAAAUGGACUGUUCACUUCUCAUUCUUAGUAUUGCAUGUCUACUGGAAAAACUGCUUUUUAGUCAAAUAUGUCGCAUUAAGCUUUUCACAACACAAAAUGCCACACAUGCUUCUAUUUGUGGUUUGCGAUUUUAGGUAAACAUAAGAGUCCGGAAAUGUGAGCUAAACUGUGCCUUGAGGUAUUGUUGUCUGUAGUUGAAUGUCUUGUAAAUAAGAGAUUUUUUGUAUUUACCUAAAUUAUAAUUACAGUAUAAGUUACAGUUACAGGUGUAUAGCACAUUGCACUAUGAACAUCUAAGUUAUAUAAAAAAAACCUGAUGUCUCUAAUUUCGCACUUGCAGAAUACUUUUUAAGCAGCAUGAAUGGUCACUUUUUCAUUAAUAUACAUGUAAAUGUAAAUAAAGCACCAUGAUGUAAAUACUAACAGGUAUUGUCAAGUCAUGAAUUUAAACAGCUAAAAGUUUUUUUUAUGAAUGGUUUUAUUUCUGAUUGUCGUUUUCAAAAAGCCUACAUUUAUAUGCAUUAUAUGCAUCAC
Messenger RNA from Triplophysa dalaica, 3484 nucleotides. It is a transcript of the gene wdr47b, whose product is annotated as WD repeat domain 47b. The record is from RefSeq and is a predicted model, not a curated record. Lineage: Eukaryota; Metazoa; Chordata; Actinopteri; Cypriniformes; Nemacheilidae. Gene Ontology annotation, molecular function: protein binding.